GGCGGCCCGCAGCUGGCGGCGGGGCCCCGGCGCCCGCUCUGCCCGCCCCCUCCCUGCCGCCCCGCCCGCGCCGCCGCGCCGGCCGCUGUCAGAGGCGCGUUGUAUGCUGAGCAGCUGUCGUCGCCUGCUGCCGUACGUCCUGGUCCCGAGCUGCCCGCCGCUGACCCGCGGACUGUGGCUCUUCCCUCUCCACCUCAUGAAGCCGUUGGUCGUGUUCGUUUUGGGCGGGCCCGGUGCGGGCAAGGGGACCCAGUGCGCGCGCAUUGUCGAGAAAUAUGGCUACACACACCUUUCUGCAGGAGAGCUUCUUCGUGAUGAAAGGAAGAAUCCAGACUCACAGUAUGGUGAACUUAUUGAAAAGUACAUUAAAGAAGGAAAGAUUGUACCAGUUGAGAUAACCAUCAGUUUAUUAAAGAGGGAAAUGGACCAAACAAUGGCUGCCAAUGCUCAGAAGAAUAAAUUCUUGAUUGAUGGAUUUCCAAGAAAUCAAGACAACCUUCAAGGUUGGAACAAAACCAUGGAUGGAAAAGCGGAUGUAUCUUUUGUUCUGUUUUUUGACUGUAAUAAUGAGAUCUGUAUUGAACGAUGUCUUGAAAGGGGAAAAAGUAGUGGUAGGAGUGACGACAACAGAGAGAGCUUGGAAAAGAGAAUUCAGACCUACCUUGAAUCAACAAAACCAAUUAUUGACUUAUAUGAAGAAAUGGGGAAAGUCAAGAAGAUAGAUGCUUCUAAGUCUGUUGAUGAAGUUUUUGGUGAAGUUGUGAAGAUUUUUGACAAAGAAGGCUAACUAACCCUGAAGACAUCUUUGAAAUCAUGCUUGAAUAUUGCUUUGAUAGCUGCUAUCACAGCCCCUUUUAAGGCAGUUUUAACCUUUCAAAAUUACAUCUCAAUUAAUGUCUAGAAAUAUAUAGUAAGACAAAUUAAAUUAUGUGUUUUUUUAAAUUUGUGGUCACAGUACACAGUGAAUUCAGGUUUAAAUCAUUUUAGGUAUUAUGGUGCUCACAAAAUGAAGAAGGGUAUCAGCUAAUUCUUGUUUGUGUUAAAGACUACCCCUUUUAUCCCUUUUAUGUCUGUGCCUUCAGUGAGCUAAUUUUUUUUUAGUAUGCAUGUAUAUCCCUUUUGUAAUUGCAGUGUGUUGGGAUUUGGGAUUUCCACUUCCUCUUGCUGCACAUUUAAAAUUUUCAACCUGCUAAGUGAAUUUGUGGACCAAAUUUAAAGGAACUUUAUGUGUAGCUGGCUCUUGCUCAAGGUGUUUAGUAAACAUACUCAUAAAAUGAACUCUUAGCAAUGCUCUAUUUAUCAGAUGACUGACCAUUUCCUGUUGAAAGUUAAAACUUAGAGACUGAUUUAUUACAGCUUGUGCAACGUUGUGUGAUAGGGCAUAGUCUUUGCUUCCAAGGUUUGAGUCGGGGACGGGGCUUCAGAGCCUGGGCAGGAUUGUCAGCUUUCUGCUGACAUAGUCUGUGGGGCAAGGGUCACAAGUAGUGACUCGUAUUCCUGUGCCCUGUGACACAGGACUAGUCAUCAUAAACUGAUGUAACAAGAGUUCCUACCAGUAGACCCUUGACACGCAUUCACUAGUUUAUGGUAAUUUGAUUCAGUUCUUAUUUUAAUAAUAGUUCAAAGUUUUUUUGUUUUGUUUUCUUAGACUAAAUAUAGAGUUAGAGUAAAUUAGAUAAAGCAAUCUAAUGGUUAAAAUUCCCAUUUGUAUUUUAUUUUCUGGAAUAUGUUUUUCAUGGUUACUUGUUUUAAAAGAUUUUAAAAAUCAUUGCACUUUGGUCAGAAAAAACAAUAAAUAUAUCUUAUAAAUGUUUGAUUCCCUUACUGCUUGCUUUUUCAAUAAAGUUUGAAGUCCAA
Mus caroli (Ryukyu mouse) is the source of this 1857-nucleotide messenger RNA. RefSeq names its product cytidine/uridine monophosphate kinase 1 (gene Cmpk1). NCBI's taxonomy places the organism in Eukaryota, Metazoa, Chordata, Mammalia, Rodentia, Muridae. Gene Ontology annotation, biological process: 'de novo' pyrimidine nucleobase biosynthetic process; pyrimidine nucleotide biosynthetic process. Gene Ontology annotation, molecular function: ATP binding. The record is from RefSeq and is a predicted model, not a curated record.